Messenger RNA from Canis lupus familiaris (dog), 3379 nucleotides. It is a transcript of the gene IMPG1, whose product is annotated as interphotoreceptor matrix proteoglycan 1. Gene Ontology annotation, biological process: visual perception. Lineage: Eukaryota; Metazoa; Chordata; Mammalia; Carnivora; Canidae. The transcript is spliced from 17 exons. Bases 1 to 2367 code for a protein of 788 amino acids. The record is from RefSeq and is a predicted model, not a curated record.
AUGAUCUCCAUCAACAUGUCAGUACUCAGCAUGUACAAUUCUAAACUCAAAGAGGAAAUCAAUCUUUCUUUUACAGAUGUCUCCAUUAAAAUAUACCAUUCUGAAACUAAAGACAUAGACAAUGCCCCAAGAAUCGAAACAACCGAAAGUACUCCAAAAAUGUACAAAGUGUCAACCAUGAAACGAAUAUUCGAUUUGGCCAAGCAUCGAACAAAAAGGUCAACAUUUUUCCCAACUGGGGUUAAAGUCUGUCCACAGGAAUCCAUGAAACAGAUUUUAGCCAGUCUUCAAGCUUAUUAUAGAUUGAGAGUGUGUCAGGAAGUGGUGUGGGAAGCAUAUCGGAUCUUUCUGGAUCGCAUCCCUGACCCAGGGGAAUACCAGGACUGGGUCAGCAUCUGCCAGCAGGAGACUUUCUGCCUUUUCGACAUUGGAAAAAAUUUCAGCAACUCCCAGGAGCACCUUGAUCUUCUUCAGCAGAGACUAAAACAGAGACACUUUCCUGAGAGAAAAGAUGAAAUAUCUACAGAGGAGACAUUAGGAGAGCCUGAUGAAACCCCUGUGUUUUCUACAGAUGUUGUCAGUGUCUCUCUUGGACCCUUCCCUCUCACUCUCGAUGACACACUCCUCAAUGACACCAAGAUGCCUACAAUAGAAAGUAAAGCAGAAUCCACUAAGAUAUCUGAGGGCCCACUGGAGCAGAAGGUAGAGCUGAGCAUCACUCUGACAAACCAGAGGUUUAAGGCAGAGCUCACUGACUCACAGUCCCCAUAUUAUCAGGAGCUAGCAGAAAAGUCUCAACUCCAGAUGCAAAAGGUAUUUAAGAAACUUCCAGGAUUCAAAGAAAUCCAUGUGCUAGGAUUUAGACCAAAGAAAAGAAGAGAGGGUUCAAGCUCCGUAGAGACACGAGUUAUGGCCAUCUUUACGAGAGACAGUGCAGAAGUAAAAAGCCCUGCAAGUGACCACCUGUCUUUUGAUUCCAACAAAAUUGAGAGUGAAGGAGUCCCUCAAGGAAUGAUGGAGGAGGAAAAGCAACCAGAAAUCUAUCUCACAGCUUUAGACCUCAAAAAGCUGAUCAGCAGAGCACUAGAGGAAGACAAAUCCUUGGAUGUGGAAACAAUUCAGUUCACUGAUGAAUUUUGGGGGUUAUUACCAGGCUCUGAUCCUGACUUCCACUCAGUGCUGCCUACACUUCUUACUGAUAACACAAAGGAUGCUACUUUGAGUCCAGAACUUCCUCUUGGUCAAUCCGGGUUUGAGACAUUGGACAAAACAGGACACAGUAUACCUGACAGUUCUUGGUCUCCACCUGCUAAGGCCUCUGCUUCACUAUCAGACACUCUACCUUUCUUCACUGCAUCAAGCAUCUUCUCUCUGACUGGUCAAAGUGCCACAGACAUAAUGCCCGUUGACCAGACAGUACUAAUCCCAGGACGAACCAUCCCCUCGGAUGACUAUUCUUCCAUCAGCCAAUCAGCUCUAGAAAUUUCACGUUCAACUGCAUCUUUAGGCAGCCAAGAUAUAGUGAGAGACUUAGACAUAAUGGAUCUAACUAACACUCCUGCCUCCUCUGAGGUACCAAGACUGAGUGGGUAUGUUUCUACCCCAGGUCUUUUCUUGGAGAACACCACUCCUACUCCAGCUUUACAGUACCUCACCACUAGCUCUAUGACCACUGCCACCAAGGGCCAAGAACUGGUCGUGUUCUUCAGUCUGCGAGUCGCUAACAUGCCCUUCUCCAAAAACUUGUUCAACAAGAGCUCUCUAGAGUACCAAGCUCUGGAACAGCAAUUCACACAGCUGCUGGUUCCAUAUCUGCGCUCCAAUCUCACGGGAUUUAAGCAACUUGAAAUACUUAACUUCAGAAAUGGGAGUGUGAUCGUGAAUAGCAAAAUGAGGUUUGCUAAGUCAGUACCAUAUAACCUCACCAAGGCUGUGAAGGGGGUCUUGGAGGAUUUUCGUUCUGCUGCAGCCCAACAACUUGACCUGGAGAUAGACAGCUACUCUCUCGACAUUGAAACAGCUGAUCAAGCAGAUCCCUGCAAAUUCCUGGCCUGUGGUGAAUUUGCCCAGUGUAUAAAAAAUGAGUGGACCAAGGAAGCAGAAUGUCGCUGCAGACCAGGGUAUGAGGACCAGGGGCACCUGGACCACCCGGCCCCGGGCAUCUGUGCACCCAUAGAGGAAUGUGAGGUCAUCCAGGGUAAGGGAGCUCCGUGCAGGUCACCAGGUCACUCUAGAAAUCAAGCAUACAAAACUCGUGUUAAAAAGUUCCAACAGCAGCAAAAUAACAAGAUAAUCAGGAAAAGAAAUUCUGAAGUACUUACCGGAGGAUAUGAAGAAUUUAACUAUCAAGAUGGGGAAGGAAAUUAAAAAUGUACAGAUUGUAAUUUAAUCUGUCUCAAGAGAAAUGGCUUGCUUUCUCCAGGAAAAUUGUAUCCACUCUUAAAGUCCUGAAAAUAUAGGCAGGCAUAUUCACCAGUCAUUGGAAUCCAGGCAUAGAGUCAACAUUGAGAACCAAUACACACCAUGUUUCAAAUAGAGAAUUGUGUACUUGAUGAUUAGCACAUUCUGCAGAAAAAUAUGCUUAUUAUCAAAACCCAAAACACAAUCAGUAAAACAUAUUUCAGCUACUCCUGACCCAUAGUCAAAGUGAGAGCAAACCAGGUUUGCUUCCAGCUGCCCUUAAAAUACUACUCACAGAUCAUUUACAAGUGCAGCUUACUUAUUGUUUGAGGGAGGUUGAGAAAUAUAGAAGGGAGCAAAGCUGACUUCAUGGGUUACAUGGUCCAUAAAAGAUGACUACUUGUACAAGGAGACGCAGGUCUCUCUGAAUCAUGAAUGUAUCCAGUAUGUAAACACUGGUGGGGGUGUAUUUGCUCCACACUUCAAUGUCUGUAACACACACACACACACACACACACACACACACAUCCCUUCAAUUCUUCAGGCACACUAGUUUUGGAAAUUAGUAUUUGCACAGAUCAUUUUAUUGCCAAUAAUUUCUGAAUUGUUCUUUUUUUAAAAAAAGGAACUGGGGUUCACAUAUACAUACCAUGGGAAAUCUAACUUUUCUUGUGACCAGUCACAUAAAGCUGUAUAUAUUAAGGCCAGACCCUAUAUUGGGGAGAAAAAGUGACUUUGUACUUUGUAACAUAACCAACUCCUGUUUUCCAUCACAGAUGAACUAUGCCUUCCUAUAAUUUAAUAAUGUCAUUGAAUACUCGACACUAACUUUCCUUUGUGCAUGGGUAGAUUGGUAUCAAGGUAAUCUAUUUUAGCCAGUUUUUAAUGUGCUACUUAAAGAAAAAUGAUUCCUCUGUAUCUAUUUCAAAUGUUCCACUAUUAAAAUAUUUCCUGCAAAACAUUAAUUUCAAUAAAAUAU